Messenger RNA from Pieris napi, 1536 nucleotides. RefSeq names its product venom acid phosphatase Acph-1-like. Gene Ontology annotation, biological process: dephosphorylation. NCBI's taxonomy places the organism in Eukaryota, Metazoa, Arthropoda, Insecta, Lepidoptera, Pieridae. Gene Ontology annotation, molecular function: phosphatase activity. The record is from RefSeq and is a predicted model, not a curated record. Bases 83 to 1264 code for a protein of 393 amino acids. The transcript is spliced from 7 exons.
CUAGACAGUGUCAGGAGCAUGGCAGUCGAAUUCGACUCGCGGUAGCGCGCGCUACCCAAUUCAGAGUCAUAUCUUACAUAAGAUGGGUUCGUUUGUUGUAUUUUGUUUACUCCUAGUGGCUGUGUCUUGUGAACUCAGCUCACCUCCCAUAGGAAUGGGGAUGGAACAGGAUAACAAUCUCGAGUUAGGAGACAACUUGACUAACACUGAUGUUUUGAUGGCUUUUGUGGUAUUCCGACACGGAGAUAGAACCCCAGACUUAGAUGAGAUGGAAAGGUUUCCAUCAAAAGAGUAUACCACUAGCACACUUUUUCCAUAUGGAGCGAAAGCUCUAACCAACAAGGGAAAACAGCGCGCAUACAGAAUCGGCGAAUAUAUAAGAAAACAUUACGGCAAUCUUAUCUCCAGUCUGUACCUACCUGACGAAAUAUACAUACAGACUACGGGGUAUGCACGAACCAAAAUGACAGUUCUCGCCGCUCUAGCUGCCGUGUACCCACCACCGCCAGCACAAAGGUGGAACCCCAGUUUAAAUUGGCAACCUGUUCCUUAUGACACACCAUCGUACGAGAAUGACGAUUUCCUUUACUAUUAUAAUUGUCCGCGUUAUCUGAAAAUACGCGAGAAAGUCUACGCGUUCCCCGAAAUAAAGCAGAUGAUGAAACCGUAUGAGGGGUUGUAUGAAUUCCUGAACACGAAGACUGAUGUCAACAUCACCACACCGGAAGAUGCAUUUUAUUUAGACAACCUAGUUCAGGCAUUUGAAAAUGUUGGUGUACCACCACCCGCGUGGGUAAAUGAUGUGAUGCCACAGAUCAAAGAAAUAACAUUAAUCGAAUAUAUCACGCAAUUUUACAACAGUGAAAUGAUUCGACUAUCAGCAGGUGUGCUUCUAACGAGAAUAAUAAACGCAACAAACAGUAAUAUCGCUGGCAACAAAGAUUUACCGAAACUGUGGUUGUUUUCGGCCCAUGAGAAUAAUGUGGCUGCCUUUAUGUCAGCCGUCAGAGUGUUUAAGCCACAUCAACCGAUGUAUGGAGCUACGAUAUCACUCGAAUUUAGAAGAAAUCGCAUAACUGGCCAGUAUGGGUUUACGGCCGUCUACGCUACAGAUGUCAACUCAGGAAAGCCUGGCGUCGUGCUACCAAUAGAAGGCUGUGGAGGGCAGCCAUUUUGUGAUUAUGAUACAUUCAUAAACCUCACAAAAGAUUACGUUAUAUCGCUUAGUGAUUUCAAAAAACAAUGCUUUCUACCUGUUUCAUAGAUUUCAAAAUUUGAAUCAAAACGUGUAGCGACUCAGUUUUGUAAUUUUUAAAAACAAUAUUUGCAUGCAUAUAUUUCGUACGUCAUAGAAACAACGGUGUUGAUUGUACACGCCCUAAACUAGACAAAAUAAAUGCAACCGGUCAAUAAAAUACAUACUUUUUUACAAAUUUAAAGAUAAUAUCAUUUCCUUUUAAUGAUUAAUUAAAAGAAUGCAUUGCGUGGGACUAGAAAUUCUGUUAACACAUCACAAUUAAACGGUAUCCUUAAUCG